ACCCUAUCAUAUCUGUGUACAUGGGUAGACAGAGUCAGUGUUGUUGCGUCCCACUCAGCACCCUUCUGGUUCAUUUCGGCACCAGCACUCUUUGCGUAUGCAGAGUUGAGUAGAGUGCAAGUUCGGACCACAAGUACACUGCAGCGGCUAGUAGCAAACCUAAUCUGUGCCGUGAUGCCCGGCACGUGUGUGCAUCUACUUCAUCCCUGAGUAACACACCUGGUAUAUUGUGCACAAUAGGGCACAGUAAAUAAUCAGCAUGCAUCGCAGUUUUCUGCAACAUAUUCCUGAAGUCACUUUACACCUCAGAAGAAUUGCGUCGCUGACUGGAAUUCGAUACCGGUUUAGUUUCUCUCUGGGUCAUUAUCAAUCAUAGAAAACCCGUCAUACAAUAGGUUCAAGCUAAAGUACCGUAUCACCAUGGUAAUUACCUGGAAAUUCGGUGUGUUUUCUACGUUUUUGUUAAACAAGCAGCAAUGUGCAACAGAAAUUACCAUGGUGAUAGAGUAGAUGACCGUGUGAAGCGGUGUGAGAUGCAGCAAAGCUUGGUGACAUCGUCCAAGAUCGACAGGGAUGGCGGGUCACCUGCCGUGACGCUGUCGACGCUAUUGUCCAGUCCCGCAUGGAGCCUGUGGCGAAGCCCCUCAUUUGUGGCACUUGUGCGCGCAGUUUUCGUCGGCCACAGGAUAUUGCGACGCACAAGUGUAACGCUGUUCGCGCGGCCCGCGCGCGCUGAGUAUGGCGUUCCCCGCCCGGUGGACAACACGUCUCCUGGUCUGCCCCGUAUGGGGCCACAUAGCCAGUCAUGGCAGUGGAAGAAGGAAGGAAGCUUUCACUGUCCAGGAGCGACACUGACUCGCACUGCUAUCUGGUGCUCACGAGGUGUUUGUCGCGCUGCAAACGGAGCGUCUCUCAUUAGGCGAUUUGAUCGCAGGACGAGAGAGGAGCUGAUGGACGAUCUCUCCAAUGUUCCACUUGGUUCGGAGCGGCGCCGAGUGCUGACGUUGGGACUUGGCCAUUCAACUGCAGUGCCAGUCUGGCUACCUGCCCUGCCUGCGUUCCAGCCUGUGGCUGUAUCCUGCCAUCACAGCGCUGCGACGGUGUUUGGUACGACUGUGCUGAUGGCUCUGAUGCACAGUACUGCCCAGGCAAGGUCACACCAGCUCCAGGCCAGUAUUGCCAAGCACUGGGGACCUUUGGCAAUCUGAAGAAUGUUUUGUCCGAGAAUCGAUCCUUGGAUCUGUGGCGUUGCAGUUGUGGUGCUCCCGACCCUCUUGCGCGAUGGCCGCGGAGACCUAGCGAAAAGGUUCGAGACAUACGGCAUCUCAAUAUCUUCCACCACAAUCAGUACAUCAGCACCACCAUCGAGUGUAGCGACAUCAGCAAUAGAAGACGCACAUGAUAUCAUCCACCCUUACGGCCUUAGCGAAGACCCGGGAAUACCUGAGAAGAUGUUAGCCGCAACUUUACUGGAAAAGUCGUCGGUGACAACGGCACUCCAUAUUUUAGCUGCAUGCAGUUAGGUCUCUCAACAAGUGUACCCAAAGUUUUCAAGCUAAUACACAAGCAAAUUCACUAGGGGCCGAGUAUAUUUUCCUACACCUCUCCCUGUUUGUUGUUGUUAUUUCUGCAUUCAAAUUGUUUGUGUACCUGUACAUUUAUUACAGUAGAGCCACGCAUCCACAGCUGUUGUUUCCAAGGGGUCAGGCUCGUCAGUUAUACAAAACCUUUCAGCAAUCUGGCCUUAGGCUUAGUUCCUUGACUUCUUGUACCACUUUCUUAGAUGCACAUCCCACUGGAUAGUGAGCAAUACGUGUGUAGCAGAAUCUGUAUUCCAGAAAAG
This is a messenger RNA of Sycon ciliatum, 1843 nucleotides long. RefSeq lists its product as uncharacterized. The record is from RefSeq and is a predicted model, not a curated record. The transcript is spliced from 6 exons. Bases 477 to 1208 code for a protein of 243 amino acids. Lineage: Eukaryota; Metazoa; Porifera; Calcarea; Leucosolenida; Sycettidae.